UGUCGGUUUGACCGAGAAUUCGUACGGCAAUAACUGUUGUAAUCGUCAGACGCCAUUUUGUGCCUCGUUUCGCUGUAGAGCGUCACGAAAGUUUCAUCCUUUUUAUUUUAAUUUAAUUUCGCCAAAACGUCGCAAUUACAUAAAAUGGUGUCUUCUAAUCAACCGAAACUACAGGAAAUACAUAUAAGGAAAUUAUACAUAAAUCCACUGUUCUCUAAUAAAAUGAUUAUUGAGCACCAUUAAUACAGAUGGAGAAAAACAAAAAUAUUUGUGGGGCGGUUGCCAGAAAAUUGUCGCAACGAUGAGUUGCGACAAUUAUUUUUACGCUUCGGCGAGGUGACGGAAUGUGACGUUAUGAAUCGAUACGGCUUUGUACACAUGGCACGAGAGGAGGAUGCAGCUGCAGCUAUCAAGGCGCUCCACAAUUCCAACUUCAAGGGGGCAACCAUCAACGUGGAGCAGUCAACUGGGAAGUCACGCGGAGGCGGUGGAGGACGCAGGGAUGGAGACAGAAGAGGCGGACCAAUGAGAGGUGGUAGAGGAGGACGAGACGGUGGUAGAGACGCUCGUCCUGGACCAUACAAUGAUAGAAGAGUUCUUCCGAUCCAACUCGUUGGUUACGAUGGAUCUGCUGCAGGUGGCGUCGCAGCUGGCUAUACCGAUUACAAUCGUGGUGCUGGGGACUUUAGUGGACGAGGGACUGACUUUGGCACUGGGUAUACCGACCGUGGAGCAUAUGGCCAGAACGUGGGAACUGCUGCGAUGGGAUAUACCUCAACGGCGCCAGGGAUGGGUGGAGGCUAUGGACCUGCUGCUGCUGUAGGAGGAUAUGGUCCAACGGGAACGGCUGAUUAUGGCAGGACUGCUGAUUAUACCCGUGCUGCAGAUUUUGGAGCGAGAACAGAUUAUGUAGUUGGAGCUGGUAUGGCAGGUGAUUUUAACCGUGGUGCACCAGGUCCGGUUGAUUAUGGUCGUACGGAUAAUUUCGGCGCAAGUCGCACAGUUGAUUACACAGCUAGAAAUGAUUAUGAUCGCGCUGCAACCGGACCAAUGAGAAAUGGCGGUGCUGCCGUUGCCACAACAGGAUAUGGUACUGGAUACACUGAUGUUGGAUAUGAUGAAAGUCAUUGGCCAAUGAGUACUGGUCCCAGCUACAGUACCGGUGCUCCCAGUUAUAACACUGGUCCUGGACCACAAGCAGAUAUGUUUAGUAGAAGACCUGGUAGCGCUGUUCCCAGUGGUGGAUACCCACCUGUUGGUGGAGGCUAUACCGAAGGAUAUGACAGACCUGAUGCAUACGGACCUCCUCCACGUGGCGGCGGCCGCUUCCCAGGUCCGGCAGAUGCGAUGCCACCGAGUGGUGGCCACUCGCACGGACUCGAAUACCUAGGAACUGCCCUAUGUCCGACACAGAGUCCAUACAAUUACGAUGAUACUAUGUGUAACUUAUGAUAGACCUAACGUUUAACGUAUAACUCUUAAGGUGUGGUAAGAAUGAGAAAUAUCAUGGGUGAUGUAAAUUAUUCAAUAUAAAACAAAAAAAGAAAGAAAGAAAGAUAACAUUAUAUGGUAAUCUCUCAUAUGGAAACAAAGAGAAAGAGUACUAGGAAUAGCGACACACAACACAUAGACACACACAUUAUACAUAUACGACACAUAUAGUAAACUACAUUUGAUAUGAUAUCCAAAUAAUUCUAAUACUUUCUUUUUCUUCUCUUCUUCUUCUUCUUUUUACUUUUCGAGCAAAUCGUUGAUAUCAAAAUGUGAGAAUAAUUUUUGAGUUAACACUUUAAACUAAGAUUUUAUGUUCCUUAUCUUGUUUAUUUUUUUUUUCUUUUCUUUUUUCUUUUUUUCUUUUCUUUUUUUUCUUUUUUUUUCUUUUUUUUUUUCGUCAUACAUAUGAUAAUAUCGCCCGAAUUUAGAUAUUAUUAUCAUUAUCAUUAUUAUUAUUAUUAUUAUUAUUAUUAUUAUUAUUAUUAUUAUUAUUAUUAUUAUUAUUAUUAUUAAAGGAAAUAUUCACAAUAUCCUGUGUCUCUACCUUAAGCAACAUAAAUAAUCAUGCUGUAGGUUUAGAUAAUUUCAUUAUAUUUUAUAGCAUUAGUUCUAUACAUAAAAAUUGACUUAGGCUAUAAAAGCAAUGCUGUAUAAUCUUUUUUUUACAAAUAAGAACUUGAAUAAUGUUUUGAAUGUUCAUUAAUAAACCAAGAAAAUGUGCUUUCGGAAGUUAUUUAUGUACCUUUAUAAAAUAAGUAUAGAAAUGCAAAAAGAUAAUUAUAUCACAUAUUAGCAUGAUUACUUUAAUUGAUCUAACUGUCACAAUUUUUUUCUUUUCAUAAAUAUAAAAUUAAAAAAAAAAAGAAAUAUAUGUAUAUGCUUUGUAAGAGAAAUUUUCUUAUUUUACUUAUUUCAUAAACAUUCCGAUCUUCGAACAUCAAAGAAAUGAAAGUAAACUGAUUUAUAUUUUGAACAUUUAUAAUCAUUUCAUGUAAUAUUUUGCAAAAAAAAAAUUAUUGCAAAUGAUUAUCUUUAAUCAUUCAAUAAAUUCCUUCAUUGUAUUCAACAAAAAGAUAUUUACUUUUAGUAGUAAAUGCGUAUUGAAAUCUAUUUCAAAAUAGAGAUUAAAUAAAUGAAUAUUUAAUCAACAAUAAAGACCACAAAAAAAUGAUAUAAAAUUAUAGAGACUGAACAAAUUAAUUAUAGAUUUUUAUGAAGUUGGACUAUAAAUAUAUAAACAAAUAUGUAUUACGCUGGUUAGUUUAUAAAUAAAGUAUCUCUAACAGUCCUAACUUAUUGUCUUCGCUGUUAAAUGAGGAGCAUGUAAUAUCCAUAAUAUUUGAUAUAUAUAUAUAUAUAUAUAUAUAUAUAUAUAUAUAUAUAUAUAUAAUAUUUGAAUAAAAUACAUUUCCGUGUGAUAGUUACAUGAUCUGCUUUUGAAAAAAGAUACUGGUGAUACAUUUAUGAUACAAUAUAAAAAAAUUGAUGAAUAAGUGUAUCAUGAAGAUUUCUGAAGAUAUGAAAUACGGAAAUAAUCAUGUUCAGAGAAUUCUGGAGAAAGUUCUUGUAAAUGUAAAAUAAAUUCUCUUUAUCAUCAUAUUUCUUUUAAACAUAUGACAGUUCUUAAGGCUAUGCAAUGUAUAUAUAUGAUAAACUUUAUUACAAAGAAUUGAACAUAAUAGUGCAUAGCUUUAAACUGUCAAUUCAGCAAGAGAUGUUCUAAUCAGUUAGGGCAAGCAUGGAAACAUCGUUGUUUGCUAUGUCAGCGUAUGGCAAGUGCGUUUAGCAGGUUUUUACCGAAUAUCUACGUCCGAUGGCGAGAAUCAACGUGCGAUAAUCGAAGAAACGUCUCUAUCAACGAUUAUGAUCUUACCUAUGCGUGUGGCCGCCCGUAGAUGCGAGACUGCUGUGAAUAGUCCAACCUGCGAUUUGCGGAUAAUUCUACAAAUUGCGUUUGCGCUCAAAGCUGGCGUGCUUUGAAUUUGAAAAUGAAGAUUACAAACUGGCUGAGAAGAGAAGAAACUACUGAAUUUUGAGAUGAACUCAAGGAAGCUGAACUUUGAAAUGAAUACAAGAGUGAUACCACCAUGAGUACUUGCUUUACGAGAUUGAUGGAUACAUUUGGUCAUUGGAUACGGAGAGCUACACGAGCAAACAUAAUGAAAUGUAUCAAAGACGUAAGAACAAACUAUGAGUUUUAAGUUUUAUUUUUAAAAUUUUUAUUUUGAAUUUUAAGUGAAAUUAAAAAAUAACAUUUGAUCUGCUCUUUCAGUAAGUAAAAGAAAAAUAUCUUAAUGGUAUAUUAUAAAAUGUACAUUUAAUACAAAAACGUGCGAAUAAUAAUAAUAAUACGUAAGAAAUAGCUCUUCCAUGGGUUUAAUUUCAGGCAUAUAUAUAUACACCAUUGAAACAUUACUUUUAAAUAAAUAACUUAAUAUUUAUAUAAUA
Molecule: messenger RNA, 3942 nt
Organism: Vespa crabro (European hornet)
Lineage: Eukaryota; Metazoa; Arthropoda; Insecta; Hymenoptera; Vespidae
Product: RNA-binding protein 4.1-like
Exons: 11
Coding region: 355-1452 (365 amino acids)
Cellular component (GO): cytosol
Molecular function (GO): mRNA binding
Source: RefSeq, a predicted model, not a curated record